AUGUCCUCAUCGAUUCAAUUGCUUAAUCCUAAAGCAGAGUCAUUAAGACGUGCCCAAGCAUUACAAGUAAAUAUAGCUGCUGCUCAAGGACUUCAACAAGUGCUUGCAUCUAAUUUAGGUCCCAAGGGAACUUUGAAAUUAUUAGUUGAUGGAUCUGGUGGAUUAAAAUUAACAAAAGAUGGGAAAGUCUUAUUAAGUGAAAUGCAAAUCCAACAUCCUACUGCUGUUAUGAUUGCAAGAGCGGCUACUGCACAAGAUGAAAUUACUGGUGAUGGUACAACUACCGUGAUUUUAUUAGUUGGUGAAUUAUUAAAACAAGCUGAAAGAUUUAUUAGUGAAGGCGUACAUCCAAGAGUUAUUGUUGAUGGAUUUGAAAUUGCAAGAGAAGAAUCUUUGAAAUAUUUAGAUGAAUUUAAACAAAUUCCUGACCUGUUUGAUAGAGAGUUUCUUUUAUCUAUUGCCAGAUCUUCUUUGGCUACCAAAGUUACUAAUGAAUUAGCUGAUGUAUUAACUCCAAUUGUAACUGAUGCUGUUUUAACUGUUAGAGGUGAAAAUAAUGACCGUAAUUUCGAUUUGCAUAUGAUUGAAAUCAUGACUAUGCAACAUGGACAUUCCAAAGAAACUGAAUUAGUUAAAGGUUUAGUAUUAGAUCAUGGUGCUCGUCAUCCAGAUAUGCCAAGAAGAAUCGAAAAUGCUUAUGUCCUUAUCCUUAAUGUCUCUUUGGAAUAUGAAAAAACUGAAGUUAAUUCUGGAUUCUUUUAUUCUUCUGCUGAACAACGUGAAAAAUUAGUUGCUUCAGAAAGAAAAUUUGUUGAUGAUAAAUUAAGAAAAAUCAUUGAAUUAAAAAAUGAAGUUUGUGAUUUAAAUAGUAACAAAGGAUUCGUUAUAAUAAAUCAAAAGGGGAUUGAUCCAAUGUCUUUAGAUGUAUUAGCCAAAAAUGGAAUAUUAGCUCUUAGAAGAGCAAAAAGAAGAAAUAUGGAAAGAUUACAAUUAGUUUGUGGUGGUGAAGCUCAAAAUUCAGUUGAUGAUUUAACCCCAGAUAUCUUGGGUUUUAGUGGAUUAGUUUAUGAAAAUAGUAUUGGAGAAGAUAAAUUCACUUAUAUAACUGAAAAUAAAGAUCCAAAAGCUGCCACGAUAUUAAUCAAAGGGUCAAAUAACCAUAUAUUACAACAAACUAAAGAUGCAAUUAGAGAUGGAUUAAGAUCAGUUUCUAAUGUUCUUAAAGAUCAAUCUAUCUUACCAGGUGCAGGUGCAUUCUAUUUAAGUUGUAAUCAACAUUUAUUACAUUCCCCAGCAAGUAAAUCCUUCCUCAAGGGGAAAAAUAAAUCUGGUAUUAGAGCCUUUUCAGAAGCUUUACUUGUUAUCCCUAAAACAUUAUCUUCGAAUGCCGGAUUGGAUCAAUUGGAAACUAUUUCAAAUUGUCAAGAUGAAAUUAUGGAAGGUCAUGUUGUUGGUGUGGACUUGAAGUCAGGAGAACCAAUGGAUCCUACCGUUGAAGGGAUUUGGGAUUCUUAUAGAGUGGUUAGAAAUGCCAUUUCAGCAGCUACUGGAAUUGCUUCUAAUUUGUUAUUAUGUGAUGAAUUGUUGAAGGCAGGUAGAUCCUCAUUGAAGGAAGGUGGUCCAGGUGGUCCAGGCGGAGCACCUCCACAAGGUGGAAUGCCUCCUGGUAUGCCUCCAAUGAUGUAG
Hemisphaericaspora subhashii is the source of this 1686-nucleotide messenger RNA. RefSeq names its product chaperonin-containing T-complex subunit (gene CCT6). The record is from RefSeq and is a predicted model, not a curated record. NCBI's taxonomy places the organism in Eukaryota, Fungi, Ascomycota, Pichiomycetes, Serinales, Debaryomycetaceae. The coding region runs from base 1 to 1686 and encodes 561 amino acids. Gene Ontology annotation, cellular component: chaperonin-containing T-complex. The transcript has a single exon. Gene Ontology annotation, biological process: protein folding. Gene Ontology annotation, molecular function: ATP hydrolysis activity; ATP binding; ATP-dependent protein folding chaperone.